Messenger RNA from Perkinsus marinus ATCC 50983, 1629 nucleotides. RefSeq lists its product as hypothetical. NCBI's taxonomy places the organism in Eukaryota, Perkinsozoa, Perkinsida, Perkinsidae. Gene Ontology annotation, molecular function: hydrolase activity. The record is from RefSeq and is a predicted model, not a curated record. Bases 1 to 1629 code for a protein of 542 amino acids. The transcript is spliced from 15 exons.
AUGUCGGAGGCCCCUCCCGGUGGCUCCAGCCCGGCCGUUCAAGACGAUUUUACUGUUGCUGAGUUCAUGGGAGACGUACCAGAGGAGAAUGGGAGUUGCGGUACUAGCAGCCCGAAAUGGUCCGAUGUGAAAAUGGAGAAUAUGUUGCCUAGCAAGACCGCUCGAGUCCAGAUGUCGGCAACUUGUCCGUCUUCGGAUGCGAGUAUCUGCACAUUGGGAGGAGGGAAGCCUUUGAAGACUCAAGGUUCUUGGAGCGAGGCUAUGCGGGCGACAACAAUCGGCCCUAGAGCUGCUGGGGCGAUGUUGAAGGUGCCUCUGCGUCGUCUGCUAGGUCAUUCCAAAAGGAAGUCGUGGAACUCCAAUAUGGAAUCGUAUAUCGGUGCUUUGCACUCGGUCGGAAAGCACCUUUCUGGCAUGAGCGUUGAGCGUUUUCGCUUCGCUCAGUCUCUCCACAUCGACGGGCAGGAGGAAGCUCUAAAAUUGACGUGGAUAUGGCCGAAUGAGAUCACACCGUUGAGGCCGCCGGAGCUAGCAGUACAGAAGGUUGGACCCAGCAUUAGUGUGUUGAAGGAAAACCCGGUCAUCUUGUACGUCCCUGGCACGCCAUUCUGCGUAUGGGGCAAAGGAGUUCAUCGCUAUAUGUGCUACCUCCUAGCCAAACGAGCCGAAGCUGUAGUGUAUAAGCAUCUUAUAGAAACCAUAGGAGUUGACCCUGGUGCAAUCGCAGUUGCUGGCGACUCUCUCGGUGCGGGGAUGGUCAUGUUGGCACUCAUGGCGCUCAGAAACGAAGGGAUUGCGCUGCCCAGUAGUGUUUGCCUGAUUUCUCCCAUCACCGACUUAGCCGAUCAAGUCGACGACUUUUCCGACGAGUUUAGUUCCUCUACGGAUGAACGGAAGUCUUCGAACGCCGACAAAGGCACUGAGAAAAAGAAAAAUGAGGAGGAAAUGACCGGCGGACUUGGAGAUGAUAUUGGCACCUCGAGUGACGCAGUUGGGGAAUCUGAGAGCUCCAAACCUGCUAGGGAGAAAAGUGUCGACGAGGAAGGGAAAAAUGCAGAAGUUGACGCUGGUACCGAGGUGAACACACCCCCGAAGUCUGCGGUAUCAUCGCGAGCAGCAGCAGAGAGGAAAGAAUGCGUUGACUAUGUACAGCGCGAUCUGGUAAUGAUCCAAGCGGGGCAAGAGGAAAUUUUCCUCCCCCAAAUUGAACGUUUUUCUGCUAAGGCGUCUGCAAUGAAAAACCCCGAUACUCAUUUUCAGUUCCAGGUGUACGAGGAAAUGAUAAUUUUGGAUGAUGUAAUCGGUGUUGUUGCUGUGAACGGCGAAGUGAAGGCGACUACUAUCGCGCCGUGCUCUGUGUGUCUGGAUAAUCCAGGGGACAUGGUUGUUUUACCCUGUGGCCACGCGGGAAUUUGCCAGUCCUGUGCGGUUCACAUAGCGAGCAACGAAGCUGUCGGUGGCAGUUGUUGCCCAAAAUGCCGAACUGAAAUCGACCAGCUUGUUCGCAUUGGAAAAGUGUAUGACACUUCGAUACAGGGAAUCGAGGCUCCUUUCACUCGGCAGGCUAGGGCCCCACCGGUACCGUCGCCACCAGGAUUGGAAAAAAUGAAGGGUCAGAGCAAGUCGUAA